AUGUUUACUAGAACUAGAUUUGUCACGCAUCGUUUGUCCCACGUUGCAGGACGUAAAUUUGGGUCAAGUUACUCUCAAAUCCCAAAGCUGAGUUCACUGCAAGAGUUCCAAGAACAAAUCUUGGAUUCCAAGAACGGUGUUAAAGUAAUCGACUUCUAUGCAACUUGGUGUGGACCUUGCAAAGCUAUGACCCCUCACAUCUCUAAAAUGAUGCAAGAAUAUCCUAGUGUGGAUUUCUACAAAGUGGAUGUUGAUCAAGCUAUGGAUGUGGCCCGGAGCUGUGAUAUCAGUGCCAUGCCCACUUUCAUGCUAGUCAAGGACGGUAGAAUCACUUCAAAGGUGGUUGGUGCUAACCCUGCGGCUUUAGAGAACGGGAUUAAGGAUACUCUGUGA
Maudiozyma barnettii is the source of this 393-nucleotide messenger RNA. RefSeq names its product Trx3p (gene TRX3). The transcript has a single exon. Lineage: Eukaryota; Fungi; Ascomycota; Saccharomycetes; Saccharomycetales; Saccharomycetaceae. The coding region runs from base 1 to 393 and encodes 130 amino acids. The record is from RefSeq and is a predicted model, not a curated record.